AUGGCUUUUAGCCUCAUCCACAAACCGGACGCCCCGUCCCGAGGCAUCUCCUGGAAAGCGGCGGUCAUGCUCUGCUCCCUCCUCCUCGCGCCUCUCAUCCUCCUGCACCUCCUCACCGACGGCUGCGCCUCGUCCUCACCGGUGAACGAAGCCUCCUCUCUCGGUCGGGACUCGGUACUUUUCGAGAAGUCGGGGACCUUGAAGAGGCUCGCGCUGACCGUUGGGUCAGAGCUGAGGGGCUACGGGGCCGCCCGACGCGCCUCACGGGCGCUCGCGGAUGAGCGCUCGAGGAAGAUGGAACUGCAGCUUCCCGGAGGAGGAGAAGAAGAAGAAGACUCCAGGGUCGCCAUGUCCGGGAAAGUGUCGCCCCGGUUCGCUGGUAAGCUCAGCCCGCUCGGGGAGGGGAGCAAGAAGAUGCCCCAGGCUCUCAUCAUCGGGGUGAAGAAGGGAGGAACCCGGGCUCUGCUGGAGUUCCUGCGGGUCCACCCGGACAUCAGGGCCGUGGGAGCAGAACCGCACUUCUUCGACCGCAACUAUGACCACGGCCUGGACUGGUACAGGGAUCUGAUGCCAAAAACCCUGGAGGGCCAGAUCACUAUGGAGAAAACCCCCAGCUACUUUGUGACCAGAGAAGCUCCAGCGAGGAUCUCCGCCAUGUCCCGGGACACCAAACUAAUCGUGGUAGUGAGGGACCCGGUAACCAGAGCUAUCUCAGACUACACCCAGACUCUGUCCAAAAAGCCUGAUAUUCCCUCUUUUGAGAGCCUCACCUUCAAAAACAGGACUACGGGUCUGAUCGACACCUCGUGGAGCGCCAUCCAGAUUGGCAUCUACGCCAAACACCUGGACAAUUGGCUGCAGUACUUCCCCAUGGACCAGAUCCUCUUUGUGAGCGGCGAGCGUUUGAUCAGCGACCCGGCCGGAGAGCUGGGCCGGGUCCAGGACUUCUUGGGCCUCAAGAGGAUCAUCACAGACAAACACUUUUACUUCAACCAGACUAAGGGAUUCCCGUGCCUGAAGAAAGCAGAGGGCAGCAGCAAGCCCCACUGCCUGGGAAAAACCAAAGGGCGAACCCAUCCGAACAUUGAUCCUGAGGUGGUCCAGAGGCUACGGGACUUCUACAGACCCUUCAACAUGAAGUUCUACCAGAUGACCGGACGUUUCUUUGGCUGGGAUAAUUGAAGAUGAUUUAGGAACACACUUGAU
This is a messenger RNA of Nematolebias whitei (Rio pearlfish), 1206 nucleotides long. Its product is annotated as heparan sulfate glucosamine 3-O-sulfotransferase 3A1. Bases 1 to 1182 code for a protein of 393 amino acids. The transcript is spliced from 2 exons. Gene Ontology annotation, molecular function: [heparan sulfate]-glucosamine 3-sulfotransferase activity. NCBI's taxonomy places the organism in Eukaryota, Metazoa, Chordata, Actinopteri, Cyprinodontiformes, Rivulidae. The record is from RefSeq and is a predicted model, not a curated record.